Molecule: messenger RNA, 876 nt
Organism: Symbiodinium necroappetens
Lineage: Eukaryota; Dinophyceae; Suessiales; Symbiodiniaceae
Source: the annotation of a GenBank genome assembly
AUGCGCCAACGAACUGGCGUGAGGCAGCGGGCGGCCACACCUUUACCUUCGCCAGUGCAUGCAGCCGAGGAUGUGACUGAAAAGCCGAUCGAUGUUCCAGCCGUUCACCUGGCGUCACUGCUAAGAAACAGAAGUAUCAAGGAUUUCUUGGCCAGGCUUGGCUUUGUCGGAAUUUUCGUGACCGAAAACAUCAUGCAUGCCAUCCACUUUGAGUUUGAAGUGGAUCACAUGGUCUCCCCUGCGGUGGCUCCGCUUCCAAGGGAGUUUGCGGUUAGUUUGCAUCUUGUCCACAUUAUCUUUGGACUUUUCGGUGCGGUCUUCGUGCUGAUAUCUGGUUUCGACACUGCCGGCCGGACGGCUCUUACCAAAGGAACAUCGAUGAUGUUAGUUUUCAUGGGCACGAUUACGUGGACGUGGUGGAUAAACCGUCAGGGAGUGUUGUAUUGGAACCUGGAUCCAGUUCCGUUCUGGGACGUGAACUGCUCCGCCGAGAAGCGAAACCGGACGGUUCACAUUCUGAAGAAUGUGUCUAUUGUUGGUGCGCUGACAAUAUUUCAGCAGAUGGCGAAGUACGAAACACAGGACAUGCCCGGGCGUCCAUCGUUCCUGCAAGGCUUGAUUACGGCCUUAAGGCCUUGGAGUUUCGCUGGGAUCAUUGGGCCCUACCUUGUCCUUCUUGCAGCGCUUCGAUGCAUUCACCACAUAGCGCUUCCGGGCUACACGACCGUGUUCGCGCUGGUGGUCUCCUUGCUUGCAGUGCAAGCUACAGCUAAUCUCGUGAACUCGUACAAAGACUUCGAGAAAGGAGUUGACACCGUUGAGACUGCUGGUGACCGAACUCUCGUGGAUGGUUUGGUGUCUCCCGCGACGCUCAAG